Pistacia vera is the source of this 1152-nucleotide messenger RNA. RefSeq lists its product as uncharacterized. The record is from RefSeq and is a predicted model, not a curated record. The transcript is spliced from 5 exons. The coding region runs from base 7 to 684 and encodes 225 amino acids. Lineage: Eukaryota; Viridiplantae; Streptophyta; Magnoliopsida; Sapindales; Anacardiaceae.
GCUGUUAUGCUAUCGCUUGUAUACUCAGAAAUCCUGAAAAUGCUUCGCUUAUGGGGCCUUGUAGAUUUUGACGUGGAGAUAGCAUUCCCUCUUGACCAUGGUCUUCCUAGGGGAUAUCAGAAGCAGAAGAGCAGGGAAUCUGAUCAGUCACACAUUAUGACUGUGCAAAUAUUGUUGGAGGAGAUUUUAAGGAAUUUAAAGAGUGCUUUCUGGCCAUUUCAACAUGAUUUCUCCCGGAGUUUAUUCUUAAGGGCAGCACAUGCUGCUAACUGUAUUGAACAAUUAGACAGUGAAGACAGUGGCUUGCAGCUUGCAUCAGCGAAGGCUGCUAAACACAGGUUAGAGCGUGGUGUUUGGACCAGUGUACGCUUUGGGGAUAUGAGACGUGCAUUAGCUGCGUGCGAGCGUCUUAUUCUCAUGGAAACUGAUGUCAAGGAAUUAAGAGAUUACAGCAUUCUUCUCUAUCAUUGCGGACUUUAUGAGCAAUCUCUGCAAUAUCUCAAAUUGUAUCAGGAAGCGAAGAGUUCUUCACUAGAAAAGCCAUCCUCUGAUCCAACGAGCUCCCUGGAGGAUGAUGCUGUGGAAAAACUGAUGAUACGCCUCAACCUCAUUUCGAUGGAGGAAGGUUGGAGCAAGCCCUCAUACGUUAAAAAUUUUCUUGGUAAUAACUCCGAACCAUGGUAGUGCCUUAUGUACCAUUUGCCCUGCAUGCAGCACUGCUAAACCAGUGAUGAAAUCAUUUCACUAAGGAGAGAGUUUAUCAAAUUUGAGUGUGCACUUGUGCAAGGGUUAGAUAAUCCGAAAAGUGCUUGCAAUGCUUUUAAUGAUAAUAGCAGGAUGCAUAGCAAUAGAGAAGAGUAGUAAGACCAAUCGAAUAUCUAACUCUUACCCCACUUGCAUAUCGAAAACGUUGUGGUCAUCAUAGUGGGGUACACCGGAUCUUCUUUAAACAUGUUCUGAAGUUAGCAUCUGUAGGCAUGAUAUGAGCUUUAAAAGGGUCUGGGUUCUAUUAUCUCUGUGACGACGCCAAAAGAUUCGAUUGGCAUACUUGUAACAUGCAUCAGUGUCUGUAGAUUUCUGUUUGUGCGGUAAUAUGAUACUCGUAUAUAUCUGACAAAUAAUGAAAAAUUCGAAAUUUCUUGUCGUAGUGUA